CUUCAGCGACAACAUGGCUGCGGGAGAUUCGUUGGAACACAUAUUCGCCUUUAACUUUCUUUCUUGUAAAACGUUUGCCUUUCAAGACAGAAAUACUACAGAACUCUUGAUGAAAUGGUCUAUGCUCGGGCGAAUAACCGCUCAAGCCUUUAAUUUUGAUCAACCCUUCCAUCUUUACAAAAAACAUGAGUUUGUGUCGGAUUUCUUCAAAGAUCCCUGUGUUGUGUCCAAUUUGAAAGUGAUAGGAGCUACUGGAUUAUGGGAACCUUUGGAAAGGAAAAUAACUAAUGUAACAGUGGAAAUGGUGCCGUGCACAAAGAUUUCCAUGGAUAUGUUCGAUCCCCUCUAUUCCUGUGGGAUCUUGAGUCCUACUGGUCACAUCACCAAAUGCUUUCAUGAGCAUUAUGCAGACUUUGAUGAGCUAAGAAAGAUGCUGAUGAUUGAGGACUCAGAAAACUAUGAAAUAAUCAGUCAGGAAGAUCGACAGGAAUUUCUUUUCAGACUGUUCAAACACCUUUGCUUAGGAGGAGGACUUUGUCAGUACGAGGAAGUUGUCACUCCUUGUAUUGAAACUGCAAGAUUAAUUUACAAGGACAUGCUUAGUGUUCAGAAAGAUCCGGAAACAAAAGAAAUCAAAAUUGUCUCAACAGUUCUGAAAGUCACAGCCUAUGAUGACUCAGGAUUGUGCUACCCAUCAGAAAAGGAUGAUGAGCAGACCUUUGCUUACUUAAUUGUUGACCCUUACAAACGGAAUGUGUAUGUCCUGUACCAUUCCUAUGGAGUUCCUAUGGAGUGUCUCCCACACUGAGCUGAUGCAAUAAAUCAUUUGGGGAAAGAGAAAGAGGCAUUCCAGUACACAUAAUGAACAAGCAACAACUCUAGUCAUUGUUUGUAAAUUGUUGUGGCCUAUAAUCUAUGAAUUAUUCAUGAACUUGUUCCCACUACUCUCUAUCUUAAAGUAUUGACAUUUCUUUAAUUUGUUCAUAAAAGAUGAUGGAAUGGUCCCGUCACCCUGCCCUCACCGUGCGCAUCAUUUAUGGUCCAUUUCCUUAUCUAUAUUAUGUUGUCUUAAAUAGUGAGUUUAGGUGAUACGUUGGAUAUCUGGGCCUGAAUCUGCAUGGUGUGUGUAUGUGUGUGGAUUUGCACAGUUGAGUGUAGCGUUUUUUUUAUAAGUAAAGUGUGGAUGCACAAAUGAAACAUGGCGUGUGAAUCAUCAGUGCAAACCAGCAAAAAGGUGAACAAAGGACAUCCAGCCGCUCAGCCUGGUGCAGGAGGAGAACAAAUAAAAGAGUGAGCCUCCCCAGAAAGCCAUGGGAUGACCUUUUAUUACCCUCCAGCCAGUUGCUUACAAUUGAAAAUUACCGCACCAUGGAAGACUCCUGAAGAAAACAAAAGUAAACACAACAAACCGAAAAGGGAGCAAGGGACAUGAACAUGGUGUUUGUGCUGGUUUGUGUGCCCCUCAGUACAUUCCCUUUGCAUCCAUCUCAU
Messenger RNA from Conger conger (European conger), 1491 nucleotides. RefSeq names its product cilia and flagella associated protein 300 (gene cfap300). The record is from RefSeq and is a predicted model, not a curated record. The transcript is spliced from 7 exons. Bases 14 to 808 code for a protein of 264 amino acids. NCBI's taxonomy places the organism in Eukaryota, Metazoa, Chordata, Actinopteri, Anguilliformes, Congridae.